This is a messenger RNA of Canis lupus familiaris (dog), 2042 nucleotides long. RefSeq names its product putative serine protease 42 (gene PRSS42). Gene Ontology annotation, molecular function: serine-type endopeptidase activity. Gene Ontology annotation, biological process: proteolysis. The record is from RefSeq and is a predicted model, not a curated record. NCBI's taxonomy places the organism in Eukaryota, Metazoa, Chordata, Mammalia, Carnivora, Canidae. Bases 16 to 1143 code for a protein of 375 amino acids. The transcript is spliced from 5 exons.
AGGCGCGGGCGGCCCAUGGCGUCCCCGGGCGGCCGCUCGCUGCGCCUCCUGCUCUGGCUGCUGCUCCUCCCGCUUCCGCUCGGGGCGUCCUCCCCGUCGUCCUCCCCGUCGUCGGCCCCGUCGUCGGCCCCGUCGUCCGCCCCGUCGUCCGCCCCGUCGUCCUCCCCGUCGUCCGCCCCGUCGUCCGCCCCGUCGUCGGCCCCGUCGUCCCCGGGGGGCGGCCCUGAGGGCCCGGGCGCCAGCGUGUGGAGGGCUACGGGGCCGCCGGCGACCUCCAGGCCGCGCGAGGCGGCCAUACUCUCCCAGUUGGUGGAGUUGGUCCCAGGGUGUGGCCAAGUCACUGCGAAAAUCUUGGGCGGAGAGGCAGCCGAAGAAGCGAAGUGGCCCUGGCAGGUGAGCCUAAGGAUCAACCAGAAACACGUGUGUGGAGGCUCCCUCAUCACACAGCAGUGGGUGCUGACUGCGGGCCACUGUAUUUUAAGCCAUCUUAGCUACACUGUCAAGAUGGGAGACCGAAGUAUCCAUAAAGAAAACACAAGUGUGGUGGUCCCUAUCCGAAACGUCAUUGUCCACCCUCAGCUCUCAGUAGUUGGAACCAUUCAGAAGGACCUUGCCCUUCUGCAGCUGCUCUACCCUGUAAACUUCAGCAUGACCAUACAGCCUAUAUGCAUUCCUCAGAAGACUUUCCAGGUGGAAGCUGGGACCACAUGCUGGGUGACUGGAUGGGGCAGACAAGAAGAAUAUGGCAGCAAACUUGUUGCACAUAUUCUCCAAGAGGUCGACCAAGACAUCAUCCACCACAAGAGGUGUAACGAGAUGAUUCAGAAAGCCAUGACAACAAAUAAGACUGUAGUACUGGAAGGCAUGAUUUGUGGCUAUAAAGCAGCAGGCAAGGAUUCUUGUCAGGGAGAUUCUGGGGGCCCUCUGGUCUGUAAAUUUCAGGACACAUGGGUCCAGGUGGGAAUCGUGAGCUGGGGCUUUGGCUGUGGUCGUAGAAAUGUGCCUGGAGUUUAUACGGACAUUGCUUCCUAUGCUGAGUGGAUAGUUAACGUGAUGAACCAGGCUGCCUCUUUGUAUUCAGUGGUGUUACUCAUCCCACUUCUGUGCCUGGUGCUGCCGCUGGGCAUCCUGAUGGCCCCGUGAUCACCCUCGCCCACUCCCCUGUUUCUGAGUCUCAUACCGGGCCUGGCCUCUCCUCUGACCUCCUGCUCCUACUCAAAUGCCCUUUCCUGAGCCUGGGUGGCUCAGUGGUUGAGCAUCUGCCUUUGGCUCAGGGUGUGAUCCCGGGGUCCCAGGAUUGAGUCCUGCAUCAGGCUCCCUGCAGGGAACCUGCUUCUCCCUCUGCCUAUGUAUCUGCCUCUCUCACUAUGUCUCUCAUGAACAAAUAAAAUCUUAAAAAAAAAAAAAAAAAAGCCCCUUCCUGCAAUUCUGGUUGGCAUCCACUGACCCUGUAGAGGACCACACAGUAGAAGGUGGCAGCAAGACUGGAGCCCAGAAAGUGCCCCAGCCUGAUGCUCCAGUCACCUGCCUUGGCCACACCCACACCUUGGCUGUGCUCUGCCUGCCUGGAAGGAGGGAGUGCAAGCAUGCCAGCCUGAGAGCCAGCCAGCCUGCGAGGCAGACCCCGGUGCGUCCUUGCCAUCUUGGAGAGCCUCUACCACAGAAGAGACCUCAGGAGCAGUGAGACAGCACUGGAGCUGGGUGUGGGCUCAGGCUGUCACCUGAGACUCUGUCAGAGCAGUCAGCUUGCUGCUGGUGCAGAGAGAGAGGUGUCACCAUGUCCCUGCUGAGGUGGGAGGCCUGGGAUUUCCACAUCUGCCUCGGGUGUGUCUGAGGCUGGGAGGAGUUCCCCUGUACCCAGCAAGAAUCCCCCUGUGCGUGGCCAGCCUGUGGCACACUGGGCCCUCUGUGAUGGCAGCCCCGUGAUGGGGGCCCCCUUCCUCAGUAGCUAGUGGCCACAUCCAGGCUCACCCCAAGUUGUGUGGAGGCAGUGAUGGAGUGUGGAGAUCUUAGAUGCCAACUAAUAAAUGUUUGGAUUGUCA